Penicillium canariense is the source of this 429-nucleotide messenger RNA. RefSeq lists its product as uncharacterized. NCBI's taxonomy places the organism in Eukaryota, Fungi, Ascomycota, Eurotiomycetes, Eurotiales, Aspergillaceae. The record is from RefSeq and is a predicted model, not a curated record. The transcript has 2 exons. Bases 1 to 429 code for a protein of 142 amino acids.
AUGACCGACCAGACCUUCCACAAAACUCGCCAGGACCUGCGUAAGCCCGAGUCUCGCCUGGCUCGGCAGCACGAUGGUAAGGUCCCCGCCGAUUCAGAUGUAUCUAAAAUGAAGUCCAUCAUCGAUACGAACACCGACAAAGCCCAGCAAAUCGACCAGGCCAAGGCCAAUCUGCCUCUACCUGAACAGCCCCCAGUUGCUAGCGACUGGAACUCCUCCGACCAGCGAACCGUCAACGUGGGCUCUGGUAGAAUUGAGGGCCCCAUCUCUGGUGACAACGAUACCGCUCUCCGCGGCCCCGCCACAGCAGGAAGCAGUGCCCGCAUCAGCGGCGAGGAAUUACACCGGCCCACUGCACCGUCCGGCAAAGUCGGGCGCCAGGGGGUGGAGGGCCUAGAUAAUCUCCCUUCUGAUGCCAAGUCACGUUAA